AUGGCUUUACACCGCCGAGGUAUUUUGACUAAUCCAUCUGAGCUAUCUUGUGUGUUUUGUUUCCGGCAUAGGGAGGAUGGUGCACAUCUUUUCUUUUCCUGUUAUUUUAGCAUAGAGGUGUGGCGCAAUGUGCUUAAAUGGAUAGGUUUAUCGACACCAAUGGAUGUUGAAGGUAUUGAUCACUUUUUGUUAUUCGGCGAACUAUUCAAAGUGAAAGACAAAGGGCGUGUUCGUCACUUGGUGUGGUUGGCAACUACGUGGAAUCUAUGGAAGAUGCGUAAUAACGUUAUUUUCCAGGGCGUCAUUCCUGACUCUUCGGCGCUAUUGGACUCUAUUAAACUCUCUUCGUGGAUAUGGUUUAAUGGUAGAUAUGGUCGUAAUGUGUUUUGUCCUCUAUCUAAUUGGUGUUUGGAUCCAAUAUCUUGUAUUCAAAGUGCAUAA
Messenger RNA from Trifolium pratense (red clover), 441 nucleotides. RefSeq lists its product as uncharacterized. The transcript has a single exon. The coding region runs from base 1 to 441 and encodes 146 amino acids. The record is from RefSeq and is a predicted model, not a curated record. Lineage: Eukaryota; Viridiplantae; Streptophyta; Magnoliopsida; Fabales; Fabaceae.